AUGGCUUUCUCUUGGUAUUGUGUUCUGCUCCUCUGUCUGGGUGCUCGGGCUGCAAAUGCAGUAUUCCUUGCAGAGAUGAAACUGGAUUGCAGGCCUGACUACAUGGCACUGGUUUGGUCAGACAGCAGAUCACAGGCGGACACUUCAUUGUUUCGACUUGGUAGUUGCGCACCUACUAGCUCUACAUCAAGGGAGGUUGUCUUCAGUGUUGGCCUUACUGACUGUAACUUCAGGAAACUGGUAACUGGAAAUGAGUUAACCUACUCCAAUGAGCUCAUCUACACUCCUUCCCUUGACUCGUAUGUCCUUCCCUUCACUCUGCCAGUUGUCUGUUCAUAUGAGAGGCCAAAUGACUGGCACCCUGUGAUUGUUGAUCCAGUGUUUGACACAUAUGGUGUGGAAAACCUUGUGUUCCAUAUGGAACUCAUGAAUGCUGAUUUCUCAGGCCCCGCAGAGUCUACCAGUUUCCGUCUGGGCUCCAUGAUCCCCAUCAUGGCUAGUGUAGAGCAGCGGAGCCAUCAGCCCUUGUUGUUGCUCCUCGAGGAAUGUGUUGCUGCCACCACAGAAGACUUGGAGCCUGGAACAGACUUCCAUUCAAUCAUUGCAAAUAAGGGAUGUCUUGUGGAUAGCAAGAGUACACGCUCAAGAUUUGAACCAAGGCAAAAAUUGUCUGAACUCCAGCUAUCCCUGCAAGCAUUCAAGUUUGCUUUGGGACAAGAGGUAUAUAUUCACUGCAGCCUUGUGGCCUGGGAUCCAAAUGGUCUUGACGACUCAAAGAAGGCCUGCCAAUACGUAAAGGGUCAUGGCUGGGAAUUGCUGGACGACGACUCGUACAACCAUCUAUGUAACUGCUGUGAAUACACCUGCAAGUCCAGAAAGGCAAGAAGUCUGGAACCAGGCACCAAUGGUUUGAUGAAGAAAGCUGUCCUUGGGCCACUGACUAUCACAGUCUGA
Cololabis saira (Pacific saury) is the source of this 954-nucleotide messenger RNA. RefSeq names its product zona pellucida sperm-binding protein 3-like. Lineage: Eukaryota; Metazoa; Chordata; Actinopteri; Beloniformes; Belonidae. Gene Ontology annotation, cellular component: extracellular matrix. The coding region runs from base 1 to 954 and encodes 317 amino acids. Gene Ontology annotation, molecular function: acrosin binding. Gene Ontology annotation, biological process: positive regulation of acrosome reaction; binding of sperm to zona pellucida; egg coat formation. The record is from RefSeq and is a predicted model, not a curated record. The transcript has 9 exons.